AUGCAAGCAAUCCAAGUGAAUCAAAAGAACAACCCAAAAGCAACACCGAAACGUUUCAUAAAAUCCCAAAUCCCAGACUCAAUCCUCAACGAUCCAUCUCUCAACGCCGCCAUCUCCCUCCUACCUUCCAACUACAGCUUCGAAAUCCACAAAUGUAUCUGGCGCGUCCGUUCCUCACAAGCAAAACGCGUCGCCCUCCAGCUACCCGAAGGCCUCCUCAUGUACUCUCUAAUCCUCUCUGACAUCUUCACUGCCUUCGCUGCCGUCACCCACUGCUUUGUCCUCGGCGACGUCACCUACGGCGCCUGCUGUGUAGACGACUUGUCGGCUUUAGCUCUCCACGCUGAUUUGUUGAUUCACUACGGUCAUAGCUGUUUGGUACCCAUUGAUGCUACUAAAAUCCCAUGUCUUUAUGUCUUUGUAGAAAUCAAAAUCGACGUCAGCCGUCUGUUCAACACCAUAAACCUCAAUUUUGGGACCCCCAAGAGAAAAAUUGUACUCGCGGGCACCAUUCAGUUUGCUUCCGCUAUUAGGGAAGCCAAACCUGAAUUGGAAAAUAAUGGUUUUGUUGUUUUGAUCCCGCAAUCAAAACCCUUAUCUGCCGGAGAGGUUUUGGGUUGUACUGCACCCAAAAUGUCAAAAAAUGUUGUUGCCAAUUUGGGUUUUAGUGAGGAGGAGACGGUUUUGGUGUUUGUAGCGGAUGGAAGAUUUCAUUUAGAAGCAUUUAUGAUUGCGAAUCCAGGGAUCAAGGCCUUUAGGUAUGACCCGUAUUUAGGCAAGUUGUUUUUGGAGGAGUAUGAUCAUAAGGGAAUGAAGGAGGUAAGGAAAAAGGCGAUAGAGAGAGCAAAGGGAGCGAGGAAUUGGGGGAUUGUUCUUGGGACGUUAGGAAGGCAAGGGAAUCCGAGGAUAUUGGAGAGGUUGGAAAAGAAGAUGAGGGAGAAAGGGUUUGAUUAUGUGGUUGUUUUGAUGUCGGAGAUUAGUCCGGUUAGGAUUGCAUUGUUUGAGGAUUCUGUUGAUGCUUGGAUUCAAAUUGCUUGUCCUAGGCUUUCUAUUGAUUGGGGGGAUGCUUUUAAGAAGCCAUUGUUGACCCCUUUUGAGGCAGAGAUUGCGCUUGGGGAUUUGGCUGGUUGGUGGGAGAAGAGUUUGGCUGCAAGUUCAGGGUGUGGCUGUGGUGGCAGUGGUUUUGGAUGUGAUGGGAAGAGUGAUGGAUCAUGUUGUCGGUGUAAUGAUGGGGAUGCAAAGGUUGUGGAGGAAGAUUUUGGUGGUGAGUAUCCCAUGGAUUACUAUGCUCAGGAUGGUGGGGAAUGGAAUUCUUCAUAUGUGAAGAAAGCAACUCGACCUGUCCGGAGAAAUGUUGUGUCUUCUAUUGGCAAUGGCGCUGCUUCGUAA
This is a messenger RNA of Dovyalis caffra, 1389 nucleotides long. The record is from the annotation of a GenBank genome assembly. NCBI's taxonomy places the organism in Eukaryota, Viridiplantae, Streptophyta, Magnoliopsida, Malpighiales, Salicaceae.